UGGCAAUAAAUUUACCUUCUUCCUGUCACUUUCUAAUAACAGUUUUUGCUCUGCUUUUUAAGUUAGUAAAUGAAUGUAAAUUGCAGUGUAUUCGUAAACAACUUUUUAGUAGUCAGAGGAAGCAUAAUUUUUUAAAAAGACUAAGAAAAGAUCCAAUUCGUUAUGUAAUCCUAUUAAUUCAACCGAUUGAAUAACUUUGUUUCUUUAAUCGUUUUAUUAGAAUGGAUCAUUUGGCUCAAGAUUUAUCUGUAGCUCUAGAAGAAUCUGAAUCUUGUGGUCCCGCCGCUUACGAAACAGCAAAAAAAUGGGGAUUCAGACGAAGAACACGGUCUACUGGAAAUUUACAUUUACCAGCUUGUAAAGCAGGUGAUUAUCACUCUGACGACAGUUCUAGUAGUACAUCUGAAAUUCGAAUUCAACAGUUAGCAAAAAAUAAAUUAAAUCAAUCAGAUUCAGAUGAACUGUCGCUUAGGUUGGCUGUUACAAAAGCAGUCAAUAAAUCCCAUUCACUAAGAAUGAAGCAUCAGAUAAAUAGUUUCUUGCGAGGACGUUAUAAUAGAUUAGGAUUGCCACUCAGUCAUAGUUUAGAAAGUGAUUCAUUAAAUGAGCAUUCUCCAGCACGCCCCAUGAGACGUAAAAGGAAACUUAAAAGAAUGAACAUUGAUGAAAAUCCUGUACCUCCCUGUGGUAAAAGAAAAAGGCCACAGCGACUGGAUGCUGUUGAAAACUAUCGUUCUCUAAGAAACAGCUUUAAAAUUAAACCUUUACAUCCUAGUAUUACCAAUAAAAUACAACAGUACUAUCAGAAUGAAAUAAAUGAAUGUAAUAUGAUGGAAACUCAAUGUAUCAAUGAUAAUUGUGAUGUUGCAAGCGAGAGCAGCUUAAGUUGGAGUGGUGGAGAAGGGCAUGAGGGAGAUGAUGAACUGACUGAUUGGGCUCCAUCAAUAGACAAUGCUAUUGAUCAAGCAUUUUGGAAUGAUAUUGAUCCCAGAGAAAUUCGUGCAGGAUGCAGAAGACUUCGCGAAGAGAGGCCAAGUUACAGCAUUAGCACAGGAGCAAAUGAAAGGGUUGCUAGGUUUCUUCAAGAUGCCACCAAGUCAGAAUUGCAUUUAUAUGGAGUUGAACGGGAAAAACUGGGCCAACUGGCUGCUCUUUAUUCUCUGGAUAUGUGGUUUGAAGAGCCUGGUUGUUCACUUUUACGUAAAACAAAACGCACACCAUGCAUGCAACCUGCCCAACGAUAUCAUAGCGGAUUCAGUGCCGCAUACAAGAAGAUCAGGACGCAUAACCAUGUCAUAUCGUAAAAAAGGAAUGAAACAAUGUUUUUAUUGUUUAUACCAAAUGAGUGUUCGUAAU
Molecule: messenger RNA, 1356 nt
Organism: Agrilus planipennis (emerald ash borer)
Lineage: Eukaryota; Metazoa; Arthropoda; Insecta; Coleoptera; Buprestidae
Product: G patch domain-containing protein 2-like
Exons: 5
Coding region: 222-1304 (360 amino acids)
Source: RefSeq, a predicted model, not a curated record